Messenger RNA from Brassica oleracea var. oleracea, 642 nucleotides. RefSeq names its product 60S acidic ribosomal protein P2-1. Gene Ontology annotation, molecular function: structural constituent of ribosome. Gene Ontology annotation, cellular component: ribosome; cytosolic large ribosomal subunit. The transcript has 4 exons. NCBI's taxonomy places the organism in Eukaryota, Viridiplantae, Streptophyta, Magnoliopsida, Brassicales, Brassicaceae. The coding region runs from base 139 to 483 and encodes 114 amino acids. The record is from RefSeq and is a predicted model, not a curated record. Gene Ontology annotation, biological process: cytoplasmic translational elongation.
GUAAUAUAGAAUAGAGAGAAGAGAACAAACGCCCUAAAACCCUAACUGUAUAUAAAUAAACCCUCACAUCCUCUUCGUCGCCGUCUAGGAAAACUCUACAGCUCCUCCUCCGAUAUCCAUUCAAUAACUUCCGCAAAAAUGAAGAUUGUCGCUGCGUUCUUACUCGCCGUUUUGAGCGGAAAAGCUUCUCCAACCAGUGCCGAUAUCAAGGACAUCCUUGGAUCAGUUGGGGCUGAAACCGAAGAUGCUCAGAUUGAGCUUUUGUUGAAGGAAGUUAAAGGGAAAGACUGUGCUGAGCUAAUUGCUCUCGGAAGGGAGAAGCUAGCUUCUGUCCCGUGCGGCGGUGGUGGUGUUGCGAUGGCUUCUGCUCCAUCUGCUGGCGGCGGAGGAGGUGCUGCUCCUGCUGAGGAGGCCAAGAGAGAAGAGAAGAAAGAAGAGAAGGAAGAAUCCGAUGAUGACAUGGGUUUCAGUCUAUUCGAGUAAGCGGCUUUACUUGGCUUCUAUUUUUGUCUUCACCUUUUGAAAUUUUUUGUUGUUGUUUCUUACUUUGUACUCGAUCAGUGUCUUAACAUUCCUGAAAUUCUCAAGAGAUUUUUACGCAAAUAUAAUCGUCAUUGUUAUUUCAAGUUCUUACUUUUUUAA